AUGGGCGAGGGUUUCUGGCUCGUCUCGGGGCUCUGGAUGGUAGACGGAGAGCCAGCGUCAAUGUGGAUCCGCGAGUAUCUGGACCCUGUCACGGGCAACAUGUCGUGCUUUGUGCCGCGCGUCAUCGAGGACGUCGCCCAGCUCGCAUAUGAGGGGGAGCUGGUCCAGACGCUCGAAGGGAUCGAGGCGGCCUUAUCAAUUGAGACGUAUACUCAGGAGUGGCUGUUGGAGCGCGGCGAGCUGACCAAGAGUUCGUUCACCUUUGACCAGUAA
Messenger RNA from Pyricularia pennisetigena, 273 nucleotides. RefSeq lists its product as uncharacterized. The record is from RefSeq and is a predicted model, not a curated record. Bases 1 to 273 code for a protein of 90 amino acids. NCBI's taxonomy places the organism in Eukaryota, Fungi, Ascomycota, Sordariomycetes, Magnaporthales, Pyriculariaceae. The transcript has 2 exons.